Messenger RNA from Penicillium vulpinum, 2424 nucleotides. Its product is annotated as fungal specific transcription factor domain-containing protein. The record is from RefSeq and is a predicted model, not a curated record. Gene Ontology annotation, biological process: regulation of DNA-templated transcription. The coding region runs from base 1 to 2424 and encodes 807 amino acids. Gene Ontology annotation, cellular component: nucleus. NCBI's taxonomy places the organism in Eukaryota, Fungi, Ascomycota, Eurotiomycetes, Eurotiales, Aspergillaceae. Gene Ontology annotation, molecular function: transcription cis-regulatory region binding; DNA-binding transcription factor activity, RNA polymerase II-specific; zinc ion binding. The transcript has 3 exons.
AUGUCUUUGAAUUCUGGGGAUGAUAACUCGUCUGGCCAAACUCGCCCCGCCGCCGCGCCCGCGUGUGAGGCGUGUCGGAAAUUGAAAAUGAGAUGCAUCCGAGCACAAAAGGAGCAGCAAGGUGAUGCCUUGGCAGAACCGUGCGAACGAUGUAGGCAUAAUAACCGCGAGUGCAAUAUCCCAGAGCCGAGAAAGCUUGGGAGAAAACAUGGUGCUACAGGUCGUUAUCAAGGAAUUGAAAAAGCCUACCGGAAAAUGCAGUUAGAAUUGAAGAAGGCGAAAAAGUCUCAUGCUGGUGAGAGUGAUGAAAUGAGGAAUUUUGUCGCCGACAAAGACCCGAUGCUAGAGCUCUUAUUCUCCAAUCACCCAGAUGAGACAACCAACCCCGCCCAAACGUCACCAGAGCCAGGAACUGAAGGCUCUUUCGGCCCGUGCUAUGACUCGAUUGUGCCAACUGCACAAGAAGAUCAACCGUUAGCAAACCUUGGCUCUCCUAUAUUCCGCAGCGGUGAACUCUCCCACUCCAACCGCGAACCAAUCAGUAAUCCUUUGGCCUUACUGGCAGAUGCCUCCGAUGCCGCACAGGCGUUGGAAAUAAACUCAACAUCUGCCAACACUUCCCCGGAAGCAAAUGAAGCCUCUUCUGCGAGGCGAUCUUCAGCUAGCCUAUCAACUGGAGCGAGCCUGGGUCGUCAACUGCUGAAUCGGCCAGGUUAUGUCUCACUCGGCCUACAACUGAGCAGAGAUACGCUUGAAGCAGGAAUUGAUUCCCUGAAUGCUCCAUCUGAGCACCCAUACCGUUACUCGAAUUAUUUCAAAUCGUCUCCACAGGUGCCUUUACACGAUAUUGGCCCCGAUGUUGACCCGGUGGACCUCGGCCUGGUGACCAUGGAUGAGGCUUGUUAUUUGUUUCCAGUAUAUUUUGUCCGCUUGCAUCCAGUCAACGGAAUCCUAGACCCGAUGCUUCACACGCCGGAUUUCGUGCGUUCGCGAUCGGCUCUUUUAUUUACUUGGAUACUUGCUUUGACUGCACAAUUCGAACAUGGGUCAGCAUCAGUAGCCAAACGAUUGCGCCUUCAUGGCGAAAAGCUCUCGAAGCACGUUCAUACCUGUGGAUAUAAGUCCGUUGAAAUCGUUCAAGGCUACUAUAUCUCAUUACUAUCAGCCACUCCCGCAGAGACACUGGCACAGGAGCGCUCAUGGCUUUAUACAAUCUAUGCUUUUGGUGUAGCAGCGGAACUAGGUCUAGACCAAGAUUCCCGUGCCAAAGAUGCGACACCUCUGAACUCGACUAAUGCUUCCUAUUAUCAAACCCAGGAUGCAGCCCCAACACCAUUCCCAGGAAAUGCCUCGUCACGCCCAUUACUGGAGUAUCCCACAAAAGAAUUCAUCGAGAAUCAGCGCAUGGCGCGAAAUCGCGAGAGGACGUGGCUAAGAAUUCUACUAUGGGAACGGGCGAACAGUGCAGCCUGUGGUAAAAUACACACUUUCCCGGAAACAGACUUGACACAAAGAGUCGACACUUGGUGGCUCCACCAUCUGGCGGACCCAACAGACAAGCACACAUGUGCGUUUAUCACUCUGCGACGCAUUCUAGCAUCACUACAAAGUGAACUAAGACGUCGAGCUCAUUUCACAAAUGACGAUGCCCAUUGGGUACGGGAAAUGGUUGAUACAGCCCUGAGACCCUGGGGUAACAUCUGGCUACCAGAUCCAACACCCAAUUCAAUCAUAUCAGCCUCUGAAAAGCUGUCCAAUAUUUUCCUACAUUAUGUUUACCUCCACGGCAGGCUUUGGACCUUGUCAUUUGCUCUUCAUGGGUCCAUAAACGGGGACCAAAAUAUGGAUGCCAUCCGAGCGGAUUGCCUCCAGGCUGCAGUCAAUUGCUGCGAGCUCGCUGUGCGUGAUUUGGAUGAUAUCGGAGAGCCAUUGUAUUGCAUGUUAGCUCCAACAUGGGCGAUGAUAUCCUAUGCCGGCGUGUUAGCUUUGAAACUAUUCCCCGUCUUAUAUGGAUCGCGCGUCGGAAACGAUGUGGAACUUCUUGCUCUACUAAGCCAAGUUGCUAUUCAAUUAGAGCGUGCAGGCACGACCCCAUCGCAUCGAUUUGGAAUCGCUGCAUUGCUUGGACAGCACCUUAUGAUGAUCCUGAGAGCCAGAGCAGCGGGGUUGAAAGAAAUGAAAGACCCAAAUCAACUUGGCCAGACCAGAACUGAUGCUUCGUACAACAGUGCGGGCUCAGAUGACGGAGUGAGGCAAUUUAUGUCACAGCAGUCCCCCCAUUCGAAAUCAUAUCAGGCUCUCGUUUCGGAUUACGAUCCUUUCUUGACGACGGCUUCAAUGUCUACUCAGGGCGGUCUAACUGGCGAGGAAUUUGCUGACUUCUUUCGAGAAAUGUUUGGGCCUGGAUUUGGGGGCGUCUUUUGA